GGCGUGAAAUACUCGUAUUACGAUGACCGCCUGAGAGGCCGCUUUGGAUACUUAUUUUCUCGCAAAUUCCAGCACCAACAUUGUUUAUGAAUGACCACUGUCUAUGCUGGAGCAGAUUAAUCCCAUGACAAAUGUACCUCAAGGAGCCCGAUCAACUGAGCUGAGCGUGUAGUUAUGCCUCCAUUCCUCCCGCGCAAGCGCCUGAGGUCCGACUCCCCAAAUCCCGGACAAGAACUCGAGCCCAAGCCAGAUGCGCCGAAACCGAAGCGCGGCCAGACAGGAAAUAGGGACAGGACGCAAACGAAAGAGGCAAGCGGGAAAUCUAAUACUGCCAUUGCGCCACCAAGGAAGAAGACGCUGUUUGACGAAUUAGAUACGGGGACACAACGCUCAUCGCCGCAAACGCCGAGUGAGUUGUUGAGGAGUUUGGGUGGGGGAGAAGAAGAUGAGGAAGAGAGUGAUAGCGAAUAUACAGAAUUCGAGGAUGUCGUAGCUGAGAAGGAGGAUGAGGAUGACGACGAUGAUGUCGAGUUUGAGGAUAUCCCGCAGGCCGGCCCCUCCAACGCCGACCGACCGUCAAUAUCAGCUGCGCCUGCGGAGCAAGAAGAUCUCGAUCUCACCCUUACGAGAGAAACGAGGAUUAGUCUUGCGAACCCGCACAACAAGAAGCAAGGGCCAAGUAAGAUUGAACGUGCGGUUCGAGUCGCGACCCAUCAGAUGCAUGUGCAGUUCUUAAUGUGGCAUAACUCGGUUCGAAACCGAUGGUGUUGUGACAGGGCGUUGCAGGAGAUCUUAACGGGGGAGUUGAUGAAGGGGACUUCGUUCGAGAAGGAUCUAAAGAGGUGGAGAAGGGACAGCGGGUUGGGAGGGGAGGAAGUUGAAGAGAAUGAAAAGCCAAAACGAAAGGGGAAGUCUAAGGAGGAGAACAAGAAGAAGGAGAACGAGAAGAAGGAGAACGAGAAGAAGGAGAAGGUGAAAAAGGGCAAGGAGAGAAGUCAGGCCGAUUGGGGUAGCUCUGCCCAGCGAGCGGAAAUCGGAUCCGUCAAUAUGAGCCACGGCGAUCCGCUAUUUGCUCUUCUAAACCGGCUGUCGUCGUAUUGGAAAAAGAGAUUUACGAUUACGGCUCCGGGAUUAAAGAAGGUUGGGUAUAUGUCAUUACAGCGCAUAGACGAUGAGAUCAAGAGCAACAGAGCUGAAUACGACUUUGAGAGGCAUGGUGAGAGAAUUGAAACUAAAGACUCCUUCAAGGAGCUAGCGAAUGGACAUGAGGGCAGCAGAGAUGUUGGUGCCCAGCUAUUCACGGCACUUUUGCGCGGCUUAGGUCUUGAGGCUCGGAUGGUGGUUAGUCUGCAACCAGUGGGGUUUGGAUGGAGUAAAAAUGAGGAAGCUGUUGAGAGGAAGGAGAAGAAGAUUGUCUCGGAAGAGCCGGAUCUUCAAAGCUUCGACGAAUCUGAUGACGAGGGAUCGACGCCGACUUUGAAAGGAAAGGCCCCGAUUAAACCUAAACAUAGGGCGCCUCGAUCAAAACAAGUAAGGGCCACAUCUCAUAUAUCGAGCAAUAGCACACGCCGAAAAGGAACGAAGGAUCCCCCAAUUGAUUUAUCUGAAGCUGAGCAGAAUGAUGACCAUAGCGAAUCUAUUGGAAUGGUAGCCGAUGCCUCUCCAAGCCGGCCACAACGCAAGCAACCAUCAAAAGUCUACGAGAAAGACCUUGCGCCCAACUAUUGGAUUGAGGUACUAUCACCGGUGACAAAUAUUUGGGUACCGGUUAACCCGUUCGCACCAAGCGACCCAGUAGCAACGAACCCAGAGCUUCUCCUCGGGUUUGAACCUCGUGGCGCUAAGGCAGAGAAAGCAAAACAAGUCAUGGCCUACAUUAUUGGAUUUUCUUCAGAUGGCACAGCCAAGGACGUUACCGUCCGAUACCUGAAGCGACAUACUUGGCCGGGUAAAACCAAGGGUGUGAGGAUGCCGGUUGAGAAAGUGCUGGUCUACAAUCGUCAUGGAAAGGUAAAACGCCAUGAAGAGUAUGACUGGUUCAAGACCGUCAUGAGUGGAUAUGAACGGCGUGAACAACAACGCUCUAUCAUCGAUGAUCAGGAACAAGCUACCGACUUGAAAGCCGUCAAGCCACAGAAGAAGGAAGCUAAGAAGGGCGAGGAAACUCUACAAUCGUAUAAGCAAUCUUCGGAGUUUGUGCUACAACGGCAUUUGCGUCGAGAGGAAGCCCUACUACCAACCGCCAAACACGUCAAGUUAUUUACAGUUAAGGGCAAGGCCGAUGCUCCAGCUACCCAGGAGAAAGUAUACCUGCGAAAAGAUGUUGUUAGCUGCAAAAGCGUGGAGACAUGGCAUAAAGAGGGCCGUGAGCCAAAAGUCGGGGAGCAACCAUUAAAAAGAGUGCCAUUCCGUGCAGCGACUACUAAUCGAAAACGAGAACUUGCAGAAGCAGAAUUGGCGAGUGGAGGACAGAAGAUGCUCCAGGGGCUAUAUAGCCGAGAUCAGACGGGUUGGAUAAUCCCUCCACCGAUCGAGGACGGUAUUAUCCCGAAGAACGGGUUUGGAAAUAUGGAUUGUUAUGUCCCGAGCAUGGUGCCGAAAGGCGCUGUCCAUAUCCCGCUCCGUGGCACUACAAGAAUAUGUAGGAAGCUAGGGAUUGAUUUUGCUGAAGCGGUGACCGGCUUCGAGUUUGGCGCGAGGAUGGCGAUACCAAUUAUUUCAGGCGUUGUUGUGGCGGAAGAGAACGAAGAAAUGGUUAUCGAGCAUUGGCGUGAGUAUGAGGCGGAAAGGUUGCGGAAGGAAGAUGACAAGAGGACGAAAGCUGCAUUGGGGAUGUGGAGGAAGUUUUUAAUGGGGAUGAGGAUUAUGAAAAGGGUUAGAGAGGAGUAUGGGGAGCACGGUGAUGAAAACCCAGAUGUGCUGAACCCUUGGACGAAUAAGAAUACGAUGGAUAAUGUCAGAGCAAACGUCGAGGGAGAUAUGUCGAGGCAGCAAAUGGAGCAGGCUGACGAAGACAUGGCUGGUGGUUUCUUCCCCGAAGGCCAUGAGGGGGAAGACGUACCCCAGAGCUUUUUCCCGACAAGGCAUGAGGAAAGCGAAGAUGACGGCGGUGGCUUCGUUAUUGGGCAGGAAGAGCCAGACAAGAAACCUACGAGAAAUAUUCCGAACACCUACCCGACUCCUCUCUCCAUCCAGCACAAUAGAGCCGGCGAAAGUUCAAUUGAAGUUAGUGGAAGGGAGUCCUCUCCAUCAUCCAAGCCGGUUGCACAAGUGGCGCCGCCGAUAAAUGGGGCUACAAGAUCUACCGCACGACCUUUCACGAUAUCGAAUCGUAUGGGUGAAGACAACACGAGAGAUCCAGCUGACACAGACGCCCAGCCCGCCCCGAACCAACGCAGACAUUCUCUUCGCCGAGGAGGACUAGGGAAACGCGUACCGCCCAGUGAUGACGAGGAUACAACCGCCGUAGAUCUAGAGGGUGACCAUGAGGAACGCGAUGUGCACAUUCCGGAAGCAAAAACUCCUGCAUCGAGAAGGAAAGGAAAGUCUACAAAACUACCAGUUGAGAGUCCGGCUACGAGAGCCAUGCCAAAGAGGAAGGCUACGAGGAGAAGUACGGAAACUAAAAGUCGAUACUUCGAGGCUGACGACGAAGACGACUUUGAGUAUACGGAUAGUUGA
Molecule: messenger RNA, 3681 nt
Organism: Pseudogymnoascus destructans
Lineage: Eukaryota; Fungi; Ascomycota; Leotiomycetes; Thelebolales; Thelebolaceae
Exons: 1
Coding region: 175-3681 (1168 amino acids)
Biological process (GO): nucleotide-excision repair; mismatch repair
Cellular component (GO): nucleus; XPC complex; nucleotide-excision repair factor 2 complex
Molecular function (GO): single-stranded DNA binding; damaged DNA binding
Source: RefSeq, a predicted model, not a curated record